AUGGCAUCUGAAGACUUGAGGAGGUUGCGAGCUGCACGAGGUUACACCAAGGCCUCAAUCACUCGUCUCUUCAACUUUAGCAAUAAUGAGAAUGAUGUUGGCCUUAGUGCAAUUUCUAACUUGGAAACGAAGCGCGCCAGGAUAGGUGAGUUAUUCAAAGAUUACGAGCAAUGUAAUAAGGAGAUUUUAGCCUUAGACGAAGCGGACGCGGAGGAUGUGGAGGACUAUGAGGCAAAGUACUACAACAUUCUCACUAUCCUCAAUGAGGCUAUAAAAAACAAGUCGUCCUCGUCUGACGCUCCCGCGUCUUCCUACAAAAAGGCUAAACUGCCUACUAUAAAAAUUGAAACUUUCACUGGUAAGUAUAGUGAAUAUACAGGUUUUAUUAACUUGUUUAAGGCAAUAAUACACAACGAUAGAUCAAUUGAUAAUGUCCAAAAAUUGUACUAUUUGCGCUCAUUUCUCGCAAAUGAACCCUUUGACUUGAUUAAGAACCUGCCUCUAGCUGAAGGCAGCUACGAGGAGGCUCUUAAGCUUUUAGAGGAGAGGUAUAACCAUAAGUUCAAAAUUGUAAAUGAACACAUUAAUGCCUUGCUUGAUAUAAAUGCCUUGGUCAAAUCUAACCCUGCAAAUUUAAGACAGUUUGUGUCAUGCAUCAAACAAUCUUUAUCUGCAUUAAAGAAUUUAAAUGUAAGUACAGAUAAUUGGAAUCCUAUUAUAUUGGCUAUUUUGUACCGUAAAUUAGACACCUACACGUCACGGGCAUACCAGUUGGAGCGUGAUGACACUGAGGAGCCCACAGUCACCGAGUUCCUGCUGUACUUGGAGAAACGCGCCUUGGCACUGGAGAAUGCUGAGCCGUCGCCCACACCGGGGAAGUCUUACCACAAGGCAGUGGUGAAUGUGACAGCGACCGCCUCGCCUGCCUGCAGUUAUUGUAAGUCUAAUCACCGACUAUUUGACUGUAGCAAAUUUAAAAUGCUUACUAGUAGUGAAAGGAUAGCUUUCAGCAAAAAUAAUGACCUAUGCUCUGUCUGUCUAAACAAACACAAUGGAAAGUGCCGCUUUCAUUUCCGGUGCAGUACUUGCAAACAGGCUCAUAAUACCUUACUGCAUCCGGACUCGGCUAACCAACCCCAAGUUUCUUUAAUAUCAAAUUUGGGGCAUAAUGGGGUACUAUUGCCCACAGUCAGAGUGAAGUUAUAUUCACGGACAGGUAGUGAGGUUCAUGUGAAAGCUCUUUUAGAUUGUUGUUCACAAAGCUCUUUAGCCACCACUAAAUUAAUAAAUGUUUUAGGAUUGACCCCAAGCAAGGACAACAGCAACAUAAUUGGUGCUGGAGGAAAAAGUACUGAUACACAGUAUUCUAUACCUUUAGAUGUGUAUUCUUUGACCAUGCCUUACCGAGUCACUGCGAAUUGCAAUGUAAUGGAAAAAAUUACAUGCCAGCUGCCACAAAAUGCGAUCAAAUUGGACGCUAUUAAUAUACCUGAUGGGAUCACUCUGUCUGAUGCUGAUUUCCAUCAGCCGUCUGAGAUCAAUUUACUUCUAGGUGCUGACAUAUUUUUCCAGGUCCUCCUUCUGGAGCCAGUUCCGGGUCAGCAGGAGUGGUCUGCGCAGCCUGUUGAAGACCCAGCCAGUCCACACCCGACGGUUGUAAAUACAAAGUUUGGCUACAUCAUAGGUGGGGGUUUACCACGACAACAAACCAGUGACAAAAGUAAGGUAACGCUUUUAUGUACACAAUGUGACUCAAGUCUUAAUGACAGUCUACAAAGUUUUUGGAAUGUAGAGAGCAUACCUGAAACCUUUUGUGAACGCAUGUCAGAGCAUCAAAUGUGUGAAGAUACUUUUAAGAGCACAACGGUGUUAGAAAAUAACAAGUUUCAGGUUGACUUGCCUUUGAAAGUUCAUUUGAAUGAGGUCAAUGAUGUGCUUGGUAGCUCUUUUGAUAUGGCUUAUUAUAGGUUUCUUAACCUCGAAAAAAGAUUGCACAAAAAUAUAAAUUUGCUAUCAGAUUAUGAAAAGUUCAUCAAUGAAUAUGUGGACUUGAAGCAUGGGCACUAUAUUGACUUCAAUCAAUUGGAUUUUGAGAAUGAUCCUCUAUACUUUGCAUCCCAUCAUGCUGUAAUUAAUGACUCUAGCAAAACUACACGUACCCGGGUAGUCUUUGACUGUUCCUUGCAAACUAACAAAAAGGUAUCGCUUAAUGACAUUUUGCUUAACGGACCUCCGGUACAGAAAGAGUUGUUUGACAUAAUGCUUUUGUUCCGAUUAGGCAACUAUACCUUCUCCACAGACAUACGACGCAUGUUUCGAUGUGUUGAUGUUAAUCCGAUGCAUGCCAAAUUGCAAAAUAUUUUGUGGAGAAGCAAUCCUAAUGAGCCUCUAAAAUGCAUACAGCUAGAUACUGUUACAUAUGGGCAAAAGAGUAGUACAUAUUUAAGCACUCGAUGCUUACUAGAGUUAGCAGAUAGGUUUGAAAGUGAUUUCCCACUUGCAGCUUAUAUAUUAAGAAAUUGCACCUAUGUAGAUGAUAUGUGUUUUUCAAACUCCGAUUUAAAGGUUAUGAUGGAAGCCAAAUCGCAAUUAAGGGAGUUGUUAAGUAAGGGUAGUUUCAAUACACACAAGUGGGCAUCUAAUGAUCAGAGAGUCUUAGAGGGCAUUCCCAACGAUAAACGGCAGUUUGAUGACUUAGACUUCCAGAAAGAUCAUUUAUAUUUAAAGACAAUGAAAGCUCAGUGUGCAAAACAGCUGAUGGGUUCUUUGCCACCUGAAAGGGUCACGGCCUGCCGAGUAUUCCAAAAGGUCGGCAUCGACUUUGCAGGUCCGAUAGCAGUAAAGAAUUCUCGCGUAAUUUCUAAUUUAUUGAAAUGGCGGUGA
This is a messenger RNA of Cydia splendana, 2883 nucleotides long. RefSeq lists its product as uncharacterized. The record is from RefSeq and is a predicted model, not a curated record. The transcript is spliced from 3 exons. Bases 1 to 2883 code for a protein of 960 amino acids. NCBI's taxonomy places the organism in Eukaryota, Metazoa, Arthropoda, Insecta, Lepidoptera, Tortricidae.